CUGCUCAGUGCGCGCCGGCCAGGCAACUCUGUGCUGGCGUAAUCGGGUUCCUCCGGGCCGCCGUAGGACUGGUUCCGGCGGGCUAGUGAGGAAUGGAGCUGGGGGGCAGCAGCGGCGACCGCUGCGGCUCCUCCUCCGUAGACCCACGGAGCACCUUCGUGUUGAGUAACCUGGCGGAGGUGGUGGAGCGUGUGCUCACCUUCCUGCCCGCCAAGGCGUUGCUGCGGGUGGCCUGCGUGUGCCGCUUAUGGAGGGAGUGUGUGCGCAGAGUGUUGCGGACCCAUCGGAGCGUAACCUGGAUCUCCGCAGGCCUGGCCGAGGCCGGCCACCUGGAGAGGCAUUGCUUGGUUCGCGUAGUAGCAGAGGAGCUUGAGACUCGGUUCAGAUUUUGCCAGUUGUCCCAGUCAGGUUCUUCAUGGCAAAAAGAUCUGUUCCCAAUUAAUGUUCGCAUCUUACCACAUACAGUUCUUUACAUGGCUGAUUCAGAAACUUUCAUUAGUCUGGAAGAGUGUCGUGGCCAUAAGAGAGCAAGGAAAAGAACUAGUAUGGAAACAGCACUUGCCCUUGAGAAGCUAUUCCCCAAACAAUGCCAGGUCCUUGGGAUUGUGACCCCAGGAAUUGUAGUGACUCCAAUGGGAUCAGGUAGCAAUCGACCUCAGGAAAUAGAAAUUGGAGAAUCUGGUUUUGCUUUAUUAUUCCCUCAAAUUGAAGGAAUAAAAAUACAACCCUUUCAUUUUAUUAAGGAUCCAAAGAAUUUAACAUUAGAAAGACAUCAGCUCACUGAAGUAGUAACAAGCGUUUUAGAAGUGUUUAGAAGAUGCAGGUUAGUUCUUUGUGAACUAAUUAGAAAGAUGGGAACAACUAAAGUGACCCUGAGGAGUGUUAGGAAAGGUCUUUUAGAUAACCCUGAACUUCGUGUGGUCCUUGUCUUUGGUUAUAAUUGCUGUAAGGUGGGAGCCAGUAAUUAUCUGCAGCAAGUAGUCAGCACUUUCAGUGAUAUGAAUAUCAUCUUGGCUGGAGGCCAGGUGGACAACCUGUCAUCACUGACUUCUGAAAAGAACCCUCUGGAUAUUGAUGCCGCAGGUGUGGUUGGACUGUCAUUUAGUGGACACCGAAUCCAGAGUGCCACUGUGCUCCUCAACGAGGACGUCAGUGAUGAGAAGACUGCCGAGGCUGCAAUGCAGCGCCUCAAAGCGGCCAACAUUCCAGAGCAGAACACCAUUGGCUUCAUGUUUGCAUGCGUUGGCAGGGGCUUUCAGUAUUACAGAGCCAAGGGGAAUGUUGAGGCUGAUGCGUUCAGAAAGUUUUUUCCUAGUGUUCCCCUAUUCGGCUUCUUUGGAAAUGGAGAAAUUGGGUGUGAUCGGAUAGUCACUGGGAACUUUAUAUUGAGGAAAUGUAAUGAGGUAAAAGAUGAUGAUCUGUUUCAUAGCUAUACAACAAUAAUGGCACUCAUACAUCUGGGGUCAUCUAAAUAAUUAAAGUGGCUUUCAUAAUAUA
This is a messenger RNA of Chlorocebus sabaeus (green monkey), 1497 nucleotides long. RefSeq names its product F-box protein 22 (gene FBXO22). Gene Ontology annotation, biological process: positive regulation of proteasomal ubiquitin-dependent protein catabolic process; protein polyubiquitination; regulation of skeletal muscle fiber development. The record is from RefSeq and is a predicted model, not a curated record. Gene Ontology annotation, molecular function: protein binding. Lineage: Eukaryota; Metazoa; Chordata; Mammalia; Primates; Cercopithecidae.